Panicum hallii is the source of this 1067-nucleotide messenger RNA. RefSeq names its product protein RALF-like 22. The record is from RefSeq and is a predicted model, not a curated record. The transcript has a single exon. Lineage: Eukaryota; Viridiplantae; Streptophyta; Magnoliopsida; Poales; Poaceae. Bases 259 to 729 code for a protein of 156 amino acids.
GCCGAGUCUGAAACGCCGCUGCAUCCAGCAGCUCGCAGAUCUGAUGAGCAGACGACGAGACACGCAAAAACUAGGGCUGGACUGGAGCAUACAUCCAAGCAAGAUAUGGUAAGAAACGCGGCGCCGGCACGUGCUCCCGGCCCCCGACGUGCCAGAAGCAGCCGGCGCGAGCUCUGGCCUCAUGUGCCCGCGGCGCGGGCGCGGACAUGGCGCCUCCCCCCCACCGUAUAAUAUUAAUGCCCGCGCGGCAGGCGUGCCAUGUCGCCAUGGAUCGGGGUCGCCCAUGAUCGCUCGCCGGCCACUGCACAUUCAUUAGCCGUUCGGCCUCGCUGCAAAAGCAAUCCCCCCACCGCGCCGCGAGAGCGCGUGCGAGCAAUGCCGCUGCCGCGCCGCGCCGCGCUCGCCGUGGCCGCCGCGGUGCUUCUCCUGGCCGUGGCCGUGGCCGCGCCGCGAGCAGCCGGACAGUCGACGGCGGCGGCGGAUCCGGACGGCUGGGCGGCGGCCGCCGACCGCGGCGCGGCGGGCACUGUGGAGGAGUGCGCGGGCGGUGGUGGCGGCGGCACGGCCAGGAGGGAGCUCUGGGGCAGCCAGUACAUCAGCUACGACGCGAUGAGCCGGGGGCGGGUGCCGUGCUCGUACCGCGGCGCGUCCUACUACAACUGCCGGCCGGGCGGGCCGGCCAACCCCUACUCCCGCGGCUGCUCCCAAAUCACCCGCUGCAGAGGCUAGCCAGCGAUCUGGCGGCCGGGUCAUGGUCGGUCUCGUCUCGGUUCUUGCAGCAGCAGCAGCAGCUUGUAAGGCGAAACCCCUUUCCUCUUCUUUUCUCUUCUCUUCUCUUCUCUUCUCCUUUCGUGUUCUACAGCUGGGUUUUGAGAGAUGGAUCGAUUAGUUGACAGGGAGCAAGCUUCUUCUUGCCCCAUAUUUUGUAAUUGGCAUUAUUAAUAGGCGGCCCUAAUGAUUCGUUAUGUUCGUGCAUACAAUGCUUGUAAUCUUCCAUGUUCAUUGGGGUGGCGAACUUGAUCCCUCUUGGCUUGCAAUUGGAGACUAGUAACAUCAAUUCAGGGAUA